UGAAGGCGGCGCCGCGCGGCGCGGGAGGCGGGCGGGGCGCGGGGCUGCGGUGCCCAGAGGCUGCGGCACUAGGGGCUCGGCGCCCCCGACCUUCCGCGUCCCGGGGUGGCGGCGGCGGCGGCGGCGCGGGCGGCAUAUGAUGCUGAGCUGGCUGCUCCAGAAUGAACCACAGCUCUGAGAAGGGGAAGUAGAAACAGCUGGCGCCCUGCCAUGGCCUGUGAACCACAGGUGGACCCGGGGGCCGCUGGCCCAUUGCCCCCCUCCUCCCCUGGCUGGAGUGCCCUGCCUGGAGGGAGCCCUCCCGGCUGGGGGCAAGCUGCCAUAGAGAAUAUGCCAAAAUAUCCAGUCCUCAGCAGUGCAUGGCUGAAACCUGGGAUCCUAGAAUCCCAGGGCUGGAAUCUCUCCCACCCCCCAGACCUCCUGGCUGCUGACCAGUGGCUCACAGGGCCUUGUACUGUGGUGCAAGGAGAUCUCGAUCCUUUUGUCCAGUUUCUCUACUUGGAACUGCAGGCAGAGCUCCACAAUGGCCAGGUCCUCACUGUUCUCCGGAUUGACAAUACCUGUGCACCCAUCUCCUUCGACCUGGGAGCCGCAGAAGAGCAACUGCAAACUUGGGGCAUCCAGCAGGUCCCGGCCGACCAGUACAGGAGCUUGGCUGAGAGUGCCCUCUUGGAGCCCCAAGUGAGAAGAUAUAUCAUCUACAACUCGAGGCCUAUGCGGCUGGCCUUUGCCGUGGUUUUCUACGUGGUGGUGUGGGCCAAUAUCUACUCUACCAGUCAGAUGUUUGCCUUGGGGAACCACUGGGCUGGCAUGCUGCUCGUGACCCUGGCCGCGGUGAGCCUGACCUUGACUCUUGUGCUGGUCUUUGAAAGACACCAGAAGAAGGCCAAUACCAACACGGACCUGAGGCUGGCAGCUGCCAAUGGAGCCCUCCUGAGACACCGGGUGCUGCUGGGGGUGACAGACACAGUGGAAGGAUGCCAGAGUGUGAUUCAGCUUUGGUUUGUCUACUUCGACCUGGAGAACUGUGUGCAGUUUUUGUCUGAUCAUGUUCAAGAAAUGAAGACUAGCCAAGAGUCCUUGCUGAGAAGCAGAUUGAGCCAGUUGUGUGUUGUCAUGGAGACUGGGGUGAGCCCUGCAACAGCGGAGGGGCCUGAGAACUUGGAGGAUGCUCCUCUCCUGCCCGGCAAUUCUUGCCCUAACGAGAGGCCACUCAUGCAGACUGAGCUUCAUCAGCUUGUUCCUGAGGCUGAGCCGGAGGAAAUGGCCCGCCAGCUGCUGGCAGUGUUUGGCGGUUACUACAUCCGGCUUCUAGUGACCUCCCAGCUCCCUCAGGCAAUGGGGACACGACACACGAACUCUCCGAGAAUUCCAUGCCCCUGCCAGCUCAUAGAAGCCUACAUCCUAGGCACAGGGUGCUGCCCGUUCCUGGCGAGGUGACCUAGGGAUGAAGGUACUCAUCUUCCUUCAAGACUGAGCAGUCAGGAAGGCUUCAGGAGCCCAAGAUGGCCAAUGGGGAGCCCCAGGUGAGGAGAGAAGCAUCUGGGGGCACUCCAAAAGGGGCCUGUGAUGUCAGCCACUGGGGUGUUGUGCUCACUUCAGGGCCCAGCACAAAAAUCCUUGUUUGACAUCUCAUGCUGACCCCCUGGCCUUUGCAGAAGCUGAUGGUUACAGAGCUAGUCCCACCAAAGCUACUCUCUCUGCUGCUUAGAACUGUGGACACGUAUGGAAAGACUGGACCCCCAUUGCUUUCAUUGUUCAGAGAACCCAGGAGACAUGAAGAUGACCAGACUGGGCAAAUUAUGUGUCCAAAACUUGGCCUCAGAUGAUGUUUCCAUCUCCAACCCCUUCAUGCCAGAUGGGGAAACUGAGGCUCAGAGAGGAUACUGCUCUAUGUGGCAUUGCCUUGAACCCCUAAAAUUAUCAGACUGCCUUUUUCCAAUAUAAAGAAAAAAAGUAAGUUUUCAGAAUUCUCUCAAUUUUUAAGUUUUUCUCCCCCAUAUUUUGUGAAAAGCAGUGGUAUGUGUAUGUGUUGUCUACCAGUACACAGGCUGCAGAAGACAGAGACAGAAGAAAGAGAUCAAGGGCAGAUAACUGUUGAUAGGAAUAUUUGAGAAAGAUUGAUCCUGUUUGACUUGAGGACUUAUUUUGUUCACAGGCAUGCACGCUUGUGGUUGUGGUUUUAUAUUACAGAUGUAGAACAACGGUUAUGUUUCCCGACAUGAACAUUGUCCUGGAAUGAAGCGUGAUCAGCCACUUGUGGAAUUCUUUGAAGAGCUCAGAGGCUUCCAAGUGAUCUGCUCCUGAACAAGUUUGAAGACCUAUUGUUUCAUAGACCCAAGACCAAACGCAUCUAAAGGAUCCCCAGCCCCCAAGACCUAGCCUUUGUCUGCGAUUUUGGCUUCAUCUCCCACAAAACCCCUUUAUGAGUUCACGCUCUUUCCUGGACUGACUUACCUAUUCCUUUCCAUUUGUUGGACUCCUAUUCAUGCUUCAAAGUCCAGCUUUCUGAAGCCCUUCUUUAGGAAGCCUUCCCACACAGCCAACCCUGCUGCUCUCUGCCUCCUUUAAAUUCUUGAUACAGCUGCUGCUUGUUCUGAUGUUUUAUGGUAUUGAUUCUGUUUUCCUGUGUAUAUGCCAGUUUUUCUAGCUAGACUGUAAACUCCUUAAGGACAGAGACUACACCUUGUACUUUUUGUGCAUGACCUGGACCUGCUAAGGAAAAAAAAAAAAUCCUGUGGAUUGAUUGCUUUGCCAUCCCCACAGCAGCUUUUGCAAAUUGCUUUCCAAACUCACUUGAAUGAUGACAUUGCUAUGGACCUGGGUUCUGGACCUGAUCUGCCACUUCAAGCUGUGUAAUUUUUGGCAAGUUGCUUUCUUUGCCUGGUCCUCAGUUUGCCCAUCAAUAUAAUGGGUGGAUUGGAUGAUUUUUUUUUUUUUUUUUAAUUGAGAUGGAGUCUUGCACUGUCACCCAGGCUGGAGUGCAGUGGCGCGAUCUUGGCUCACUGCAACCCCCGCCGCCUAGGUUCAAGUGAUUCUCAUGCCUCAGCCUCCCAAGUAGCUGGGACUACAGGUGUGCACCACUACUCCUGGAUAAUUUUUUGUGUUUUUAGUAGAGAUGGGGUUUCGCCAUGUUGGCCAAGCUGGUCUUGAACUCCUGACCUCAGGUGAUCCACCCGCCUCAGGCUCCCAAAGUGCUGGGAUUACAGACGUGAGGCACCACAACCGGCCUGGAUGAUUCUUAAGGGCCCUUCUAGGACCAAAGUUCUGGGAAUUUCUAGCUUAUUCUGCCCCCUCGUAGCCCUUGGCCUAUCUAUCUUUAUCCACAUGCAGAAACAUCUGGCAACCCCACAUGGCUGAGAUGACCUGGUCCUAGGACACCCUUGGACAGAAGACUGGCAUACCUAGCAGACCUGGAUUUUUCUUCCUGAUCUGCUGCUUCCAAGUUGUGUGACCUUGGCUAAGUCACUUAACCUUUCUGAUUGUCAUUUCGCUUUUUAAUAAAGUGGGUCUGGUGAACAAGAAAUGUAAUAAACACGUGGCUUGCCAUUCAAGAGAUGAGUCUGACCAUUCACUUUCUGUGUGCCAGAGAAGAGAGAUCAUGGGUAUAGACCAGCCCCUGGAAAGGCUGCUUUGGUCAAGGCUGAGAGCAGCUUUGCUCAAGGAAAUUAUUCACGAAGGUGACCACUGUCUUUCUGACCUGGCACAGAGGAAAUGUUGGCUGUGAAUGUGACCAAUAGAAAGAAGCCCGUAUUUCUCAGUCAGUCCUAGAACCCCGGUAAGUAAUUAACAGAGAAUAAAAAUGUGUUUGUUAAAUGACAAA
Pan troglodytes (chimpanzee) is the source of this 3823-nucleotide messenger RNA. It is a transcript of the gene TMEM268, whose product is annotated as transmembrane protein 268. The transcript is spliced from 10 exons. The record is from RefSeq and is a predicted model, not a curated record. Lineage: Eukaryota; Metazoa; Chordata; Mammalia; Primates; Hominidae. The coding region runs from base 211 to 1440 and encodes 409 amino acids.